AGGGAGCCAACAGCUAUGGACAACUGGGACAAGGGCAUAUAGAUGACAAGUUUUUGCCUACUCUUUUGCCAACAAAUGAAUGCAUCUUUUCUUUGAGUGGUGGUGGAGGACACACCCUUGCAAUAACAGAAACUGGGAAGUUAAUGUCAUGUGGUUGGAACAAUAAGGGUCAGUUAGGUCUUGGUCAUACUAACAACAUCUUCAAUCUGUCUUAUGUAGACCUCCCUAGUAAAAUCAUCAAGGCUGCAGGUGGUUGGGAUUUUACUCUGUGUCUUACUGAAGAUAAUAACCUCUAUACCUGGGGUAGCAAUGCAUUCGGUCAGCUUGGUAGUGCAGAAGUGAAAGGAUGUACAUUACUGCCAAUUCAAAUUAAUGGAGCCUUUAAAGUGAAAGAUAUAUCUGCUGGUCUGCGGCAUGCUAUAAUUGUUACAGACAAGGGAGACAUUUUUACAUGGGGAUUUGGUAAGAAUGGCCAACUAGGUCAUACACACCAACAGGAUGUAAGCAGUAAAAGGCCAAGCCAUGUAUAUCCCAACCCUGAAGCUCUUUCACUGCCGGAAUCAAUUGGACAACCAAUUAUGGUAAUAGCCGGCUCUCACCACAGUGGCUUUUUAACCAACACUGGUCAAGUUUGGAUAUGGGGUUGCAAUAAAUAUGGACAGUGUGCUAGAGACUUAGAUGUAUGCAAAGUACAAAGUCCCUGUGCUGUACCCCAAGGAUUCUUUAACAAUGAGAAGAUAGUAUUGUUGAAAGGUGGUUGGACUCACAUGUUAGCUGUAACAGAAUCAGGUGCGGUGUAUAGUUGGGGUCGAGGUGAUUACGGCCAACUUGGCAGACCUUGUAAUGCGAAAUGUGAUCCUCGACCACAGAAAAUAGUGGGUUUACAGAAUCUAGUCACAUUGUGCUGUGGUUCUGAGCAUAACAUGGCAAUUACAGAAGAUUGUAGAUUCUUGUGCUGGGGUUGGAAUGAACAUGGAAUGUGUGGAACUGGGGAUGAGGUCAAUGUUGACCUUCCAAGGCCUGCACAACUGGAUGUAAUUAAGACUAUGCAUUUAACAUCUGUUUGCUGUGGCUCUGGGCACUGUUUCCUGUCAUGUCAAGCUACAUAAAG
Owenia fusiformis is the source of this 1111-nucleotide messenger RNA. Lineage: Eukaryota; Metazoa; Annelida; Polychaeta; Sabellida; Oweniidae. The record is from the annotation of a GenBank genome assembly.